Messenger RNA from Diabrotica balteata, 683 nucleotides. The record is from the annotation of a GenBank genome assembly. Lineage: Eukaryota; Metazoa; Arthropoda; Insecta; Coleoptera; Chrysomelidae.
AUUGUGAAAUAUAAUUCUCAAACAUGAAAACUAUAUUGAUUUUGGCACUUUUGAGCUGCGUUGCUCUUACCAUUUACGCUCAAGGUCCCGAACCUGAGCCCACCCAUGAGCCUGAGCCUGAACCUACCGAUGAGCCUGAUGAAUUCAAGUGCGACGUUUGUAUAACAUUUGGAACUAUAAUCAAGGAUUACGUUGACGAGAAAGUUCCACUGGAAGAAGUUAAAAAAGACGCCGACAGAUUAUGCCAUGAUUUGGCAGAUCACUUGAAGGAAAUUUGCGAAAAAGAUUUGCUUCCAAAUCUCGACAAAAUCUACGAAGGGCUACACGAACAUACACCUGAAGAUUUAUGCGAACAUUUGCAUUAUUGUGGUAGACAUUAAAAUAUUUUAUAUUAUAUGUAAAUCUUUUUAUAAAAAAACAAAAUAAAUAUUUAAAUGUUAAAUUUAGUUUAUUUAGUGUUAUAUAUAUGUAGUUGUUAUUUAGUUUAUAAAUUUAGUGAAAUAAAUUUAAAAUUUGGCGUUGCUGAUCUAAUAAAUUUUUUUGGUAAGCAUUUUACUGGUAACAUACGUUAAGCUAAGUGUUCUUUUGUUUUGUAUAAAAUGACUACACUUUCUUUGUCAAAUACUAUUCUUUGUUUAAGGUUAAAAUGGUCAAAACAAAAGUAACAGAAUUAAAUUUGCUGC